Molecule: messenger RNA, 3914 nt
Organism: Castor canadensis (American beaver)
Lineage: Eukaryota; Metazoa; Chordata; Mammalia; Rodentia; Castoridae
Source: RefSeq, a predicted model, not a curated record
GGGCGGUGCUGGUCGGGAUCCUGGCGGGAGAACUGGCUGUCGCUUGGCGGCAAAUGGCUGCUUAGAGGGGCGGGGAGACCGCGCCUCCUGGCGGGCCCAGAGUGGAAUUCCCGCGGGCGGGCGCUGCUUGAGAGGACGCAGCGCCACGCCUCGUCGUCAGCCUCCUCCUCGGCCCGGGCGCUGAGAGCGUCGCGCGCGUUAUUUCCGCCGUGGGGAGGCGCGCGGGCCUGAGGCGGGAAAGCGCGGGCUUCUGCGGCCAUUGCAGCUUCUCGGUUCUGAUUCUGACGCGCGUCACGGCGGAGCGGGGUCCGAGGUCCUGUUUCCUAGCGACCGCGUUGGCGUCCUCCUCCCGCGGGUGGUGGACGCUGGCCGCGCGGGGUGCACGGCCGCCCGGAGCCAGCCAGUGGACGGACCGAAGUCCAUCGCGCGGCCGUGUGAGGGGACUUGGCCUCUCUGAGUCCCUAGGGCUUUCAUUUCCUAAGAUUGUGAGCUCCUCGGGGAGCAGACUGCCUUUAUGUUUUCCAGGCACGCCCCUGUCCGUCCCCCGCACCACCCCAGCACGGGCCGUGUUUUGAUGGCUACUUGGUAACUAGUUCUUGGCUUGAGUCCUGUUUCCUUUGCAAACUUGCAAGUAAAAAGAAACAUCAAGGGGAGCUACUGAGUGACUCCCUUCCGGCGGAAUUUUAGAUGGCAGCCUGGGUUUCCACCGACCUUCACAUCUUCAGAAUGUGCGCUGUGCCCCCCACUGCUUGCUUACACGGCACGUGGGCGAUGUUAGUGCGCGGUCUUCCCUAGAGUGACUUCAGCCCUGGAAGAAAGGGUGUUUCUUGUAAGGAGCAGAGUCACUGAGAGAGGAGAGACACGAGGAGUGUGGCCUGUGGGUCCUCUGUGUAUAAGCAUCUUAGUUGACAGCAACUGAAACACGUGAUGGCGUUGCUCAUUCAUGCUUGCAACCUGGGAGUCUGUGUUUUUUUCUUUGCCCAAAGGUAAGGCAUCAUUUCAGAAGCUUGAUAAAAUUCCCGUGUCAAGAAACUGAGUGUAUAUCCUCCAUAUAUGGAAAUUACAUACAUUUGCGUGGAUUCUUUUUUGAGUGAAUUCUAAAGACAAAGAUGUCUUGCUCAUCAACCUGGCUUUACUGUCUUAUUUUUCUCCCCAGGUUCACUCACCUUUUCCCUCUGUCGUCAUUCUUCCCUCCCCAGCCUAAUAUGAUAAAAGAUAUUCAGAAUUUACAAAAAGGAGUACACCAUGUUUUAAUUUCCCUUUCAAUAACAGAGUUUUUUUUAACCUUAUCCAUACAAAUGGCAAUUUUGAAGUAAAAGAAACUCUGGCCAUCUGGAAGUUGGCCAAAUAAAAGAAUUUAUUUUAUUUAAAUGAAAUUGCCUCCUCAAGCAUUCGAAUUGUGCAGUUUUCCAAAAUAAAUACUUUUCUCAUAAACUGCCUUUCUCUGAAAUUUUUACUUUUGGGCUCACUGGGGAUUCCCUUAAAUUUUGUGAGCAGUGUCAUCAAUCAGAUGAAAGAGGGAAGUCUGCAAAUUUUCAUCUCUUGCACAUUCUUUCUUGACCAAUGGAUAAAUAAUUUCCAGAAGUUUCUUACAUAACCCAUGCACACUAAAAUUUAGUUACAUAAUUUUAAAAACCCAUGUUUGUAAACUAAGGCCAUUUUGAUGGUUAUUUUGUGAAACUAAAAUUUAGCAUAAUGACAGAUUACCAUUUUAAAAACUUAAUUUUCACUACUGUACAAAUGUGAUAUUGGCAGCCGUCAUUGUGUAGCACUGGGAAUCAGGACACCUGGUUUCUAAUCCCUGCUCCGUCUCUAACAAGCUCUUAGAAGCUUAAGAGGAAAUGGUACAUGUUAGAAGACGUGAAACAAGGAAAAAUUCUAAAACUCAAGUGCUUGAGCAAAAAUCUCGAGUUGAUUGGCGGCGGACUAAAAGAAAUAGUAUCUCACAAUUAUUUGAUAGUGAUGAAGAGCUUGAUAGUGAUGAGCUAGAAAGUGAUGAAAAUCUUGAUAGUGAUGAAAAUGCUGAUAAUGAUGAAGAGCUUGAUAGUAAUGAGAGGCUUGAUAAUAAAACUCCAGGAAAUGAAGCAGAACUUAAGUUAAUCAGAGUUGAAAGUGAAGGAAGUAGCAGCAAGCCUUUAGUCAAUACUGGCAACAGUCCAGCCUGUGAAGAAGAAAUAAGCGGAGCCAAAUGCACAGACUUUCCAGACCAGGAGAGGUAUCCAAGUCAAGAGGAGGAGGAUGUCACCAUAUGCACUGGACCAGUCAUGGAGGAGGAUGUAGAAGAAGAACACAUCAAGCGAGGGAAAAGAAAAAGGGUAGCCUCAGUGAUGUAUGACAGUGACGAGAGUGACGACAGUGACGUCCUGGUUAGAAAAAUAGGUAUUAAACGUCCACGCAGAGUGGUUGAAGAUGAGUGUUCUUCAGCAGAAGCGGAGCAAGAAAACCCUGAGAAAUCCUUAGCCACUCGGAAGCGAGAACAGCUCCAGAAGCUCAAGGAGCUCUCGAAACAGAGAUCUCGCCAGAGACGCAGUAGUGGUAGAGAUACUGAGGACUCUGAAAAGGAAUCCUGCCCAGGCUGUGAUGAAGAGGAAGAGGACGAGGAUUAUGAAUAUGAUGAAGAUGGAGAUGAUUAUAUUAUUGAUGACUUUGUAGUGAAAGAUGAGGAGGGCGAUGAAGAAAAUAAAAAUCAACAAGGAAAAAAGCUGACUACAUCACAACUGAAAUUAGUAAAACAGAAUUCCCUUUACUCUUUCAGUGACCACUAUACUCACUUUGAAAGAGUUGUGAAGGCUCUUCUAAUCAAUGCCCUAGACGAAUCUUUUCUGGGAACAUUGUAUGAUGGCACCAGGCAAAAAUCAUAUGCACAAGAUAUGCUGACAUCUCUUCAUUAUUUGGAUAAUCGCUUUGUUCAGCCUCGUCUGGAGAGUUUAGCUUCUAGAAGUCGCUGGAAAGAGCAGUAUAAGGAACGGGUUGAAAAUUAUUCCAGUGUAAGUAUCCACUGGAAGAAUCCUGAAAACUGCUGCUGCCAGGCUUGUGGACUACAUCGCCACUGCAGAUAUUCAGUGCACUUGUCAGGAAAGUUAUACAAUACCAGGACUAUGGAGACAGAUGAUUUUAUGUCACAUGACAAACAGGUGUUUACUGUUGGCAGAAUUUGUGCUAAUCGCACCAGAAUUUAUCAUAAACUGAAACAUUUUAAGUUCAAACUGUACCAAGAAUGUUGCUCCAUUGCAAAGACAGAAGAAGUUGAGGAUGAACAGGUUAAAGAAACUGUAGAAAGAAUUUUCAAUAGGUCAAAAGAAAAUGGCUGGAUUAAAGAGAAAUAUGGUCAACUUCAAGAAUAUCUCAAUUUUGCGGAUUACUUUCAAGAUGAGAAGUUUGACUGAAUUGUAACACAUUUCCUUCUGAGAAGAUUUUAUAAAUCCUGUAAAUGUGAAGAUCAUGAGUCUUGUUUCUCUGUAUCAUGUGACAUAGCUAUAUGUUUUAUGUGUCUGUUCAUGGAAAGCAACCUUGUUGAAGACACGUUCAUCUAAAUUCCCAUGAGAUAGCACUCUACUGUCUAAUAAAACUUUUCAUCUGAUGUACAUAGAGCGUACGUUUUAUAAUUUUUAAGUCCAUAAUGUAUUUUAAAAUUGUGUAACAAUGCCUUCACAACAGAUGACUAUCAAAUGAACAAGCUGCUCAUGCCCUAUCAGAUUAGUAGAAAAUACUGUAUUUAAAAUAUAUUUAGACUAACAUCUCUCUGUAUUUAUUGCUGAAUUCCUGUCCAGGCCUGUUUAUUACUUUUUCCAGUAUUAAAUACUCUUCACUAAUUUAUUUGACUCUGUCAUUUAAAUCAGCAAGCCACAGAAGAAACCUCAGUGUGUUAUUUGGUUCAGUCUCCUAGCCUCAGCAUCAGACCACAGCUGAGCCAU